Molecule: messenger RNA, 2172 nt
Organism: Pseudomyrmex gracilis
Lineage: Eukaryota; Metazoa; Arthropoda; Insecta; Hymenoptera; Formicidae
Exons: 3
Coding region: 517-930 (137 amino acids)
Source: RefSeq, a predicted model, not a curated record
GGCAUCUAAUAAUGCCUUUCAUUGUUUAAGGUGUUAUUGAUGAUGACAUUGGUGGAAACUGACGUAUAAAUGAAAGAAAACGUGUGAUGAUGGCAAAAUAUAUAUGUCACUUCAUUAUGAGCUUUUUACACAUAUUCACUAUAUUUAAGUAUACAUGUAUUAUAUUUACAUGUACAGGCCAGAGCGUUUAUGCCUUUACACAUGAAGUUGCAUCAAUGUAACGUCUCUCAAUAAAAUUUUUUUGAACAAUAAAAACUACAAUUUCACGCGUAAAGGCAUUAAAAGUUUCUGCCUGUCUGUACGCACACUACGCCCAUAUCGAUAUUCCAUUUGAUGCGUCUCGAUUCGGCCGGCUGUAAAAAACGUCAAUCAUUGUGCCCGAAUCGGUUGAGACUGAAGGUUAAACACAUUCAACACAAAAUUCCCGCUAAUCAUUGCUUCUUAUUAUUAAUAAAUUCAUUUCAAAACGAUAGAGUAGGUUGACAAGAAGAGUGUUUGAGAAAAACGAUGAUAUGAAUGGAUGUCAACGCAACUAUUCAUGAUAUAAUAUCAGGACGCCGCUCGAUUUGCGUGUCCCUGUACGUUGCCGGAGGUAUCAUAAUCGCGACCGUGCUUUUGACUUGCUGUUGCACUCUGAUCGUGCGACGCAAGUGUGCGAGACUCAUCGACAAGCUCACAGGGAGAAAGAAACGAAAGGAAAAAUAUCUCGCUUCCGAUAUCGAGGAGGGUUGGAGAAAGCGCGAUUUCGCGAAGAAGAAGUUGCGAAAAAAGAGAAAGAGAGCACCCUCGCCCGAUCUGAUCGCGACGGAAAUCACCGCGCCGAUCGUUCCCAAGGAACUCGAAAAAGCGGAGGAGGAUGAACCGACCAAAUGCUACAAAUGUUACAGAAAGAAGAAAAGAGGAAAGAGACCCAAGAGACAGAUACGAUGACACGGAGAAGACGAAGAUUAUAUAUAUAGUAAAUAAGUAAAGAAGGCGCGCACGCAAUUUCUCAUUAUGAAAACAAAUAUCACACAGUAGCGCAAAAAUGAUGAUUUUUUUUUGUUUUUUAUUCGCGCAAUUUUCUAUAACCUUUUCCCUAGCUGAAGAAAGACAUGCGUUCGAUCGGUAUUUGGAUUACGAUCGGUGCAACGAUAUUUGGCACAGGAAUUCGCGGUACCAUAGACGUGAAUCUGAGCGAGCUCGAGUAUCUCGCGGCGCGAUUAGACCCGCUCGAGUGUCGACGAUUAAUCGCCGCGCUUCAUUACACGACUUACGACCUGCCGAAGAGUUUGGCCUCGGCUGGUUAGUCGUCCUUCCAAACAAUUUAACAACCCGCGCUUCGCAAUUUACCUUCGUUUAAGUAAUUAAGCGUUUCUUCUUGUAUCCGUGCGAAGAGCGCAAGGUAGACGAGGAAAUUCCAUGUUUGCGUCAACUGCUGCAUUGGAACAGCUCUCCCGCGGAGGGCAGAGGUAAGACGCACGCGGCGAUCAUACAUCGUCUCCGACAGCUAAACCGCAACGAUCUCGCCGACUGGCUCGGCAAGACCGCUUUCAAAGAACUCGGAAAGGAUCUAAACGAUGCUAUUCAGCGCUCGUUCGACGAGCUUGCCAAAGAAGAAACGGAAACCAGCACGUUAGUAUUUUGCGUGUUUUGCUACAUUACAUAUCGGAUAUAAUAAGCGAUUUGUGAGUUGCAAGAGAUAUAAGAUAUCGAUAAUUUAGCAGUUACUUUCAUAUUCUCGUAUAUGUUUCUCUGAUCCGAAUAUCCACCGCUAAAAAUAUAUCAGUCGUAUUUAUGAUUUUGCAUUACUUCUAUUUAUAUGGUUUUGCAUUACUAGCUUCCUCACGACACUCAAGACCAUGGCUUGGACUCACGAGGAAGAAGACUCUUGGUUUCCUAUCGAUACGAUUCUUACAGCGCUUGUGCUCGGAUUGUUAGGAACGCUAAUCGUAUUAAUUGCGGCUAUUGUCAUACACACUGUCAAGAAUAAAACCUAUGUAUCUCAAUAGAGCUCUGUUUUUUCUUAGAUCCAAUCGUUUGACUCUAAUUGACUCCAAACUCAUUUGGCUCUUAAACGUCAACGAUAAAAAUUAUCACAAGCUCAAAACAUCAAUUAAAUAUCGCGUUUUUUGCAAUUUUAUCUUCUUGAGAUUUAAAUAAAUCUUCACGUUAAAAAAAAAAAAAAAGAAC